Erigeron canadensis is the source of this 2885-nucleotide messenger RNA. RefSeq names its product alpha-L-fucosidase 2-like. Gene Ontology annotation, biological process: carbohydrate metabolic process. The transcript has 10 exons. Gene Ontology annotation, molecular function: alpha-L-fucosidase activity. The record is from RefSeq and is a predicted model, not a curated record. Lineage: Eukaryota; Viridiplantae; Streptophyta; Magnoliopsida; Asterales; Asteraceae. Bases 128 to 2647 code for a protein of 839 amino acids.
UAUGGGUCAUCAUCUUUAUUAUCUUUCAUGGGCUGUUGGGUCAAACACAAACAUAGUAGCUAGGUGUGGUGAGUGGUCAAAUAUUCAAUAGAAAAGAACCAAGUUUUCCAUCAGUAUUGGGUGAAAAAUGGAAGAAAAUUAUAAUAAAGAAGAAUGGAUCAUGGUUAAACCAGUUUUAGAUAAAGAUAUAUGGAAACCAACAAAAAAGAGUUUAUUAUAUGAAAAUGAAAAGAGAGAAUUGAAAGUGGUGUUUAAUGAAGAAGCUAAGUAUUGGACUGAUGCUGCUCCAAUUGGUAAUGGAAGACUUGGUGCUAUGAUUUGGGGUGGUGUUACUUCUGAAACUAUUAAUCUUAAUGAGGAUACACUAUGGACCGGAACCCCUGGGAACUACACUGAUCCAAAUGCUCCAACUGCACUAUCUGAGGUCAGAAAGCUCGUGGAUGAUGGAAAAUAUGCUGAAGCUACUAAAGCAGCCAUCAAAUUGUCUGGAGAUCCUUCCGCUGUAUACCAACUUUUGGGAGAUAUCAACCUAGAAUUUGACAACAAUCAUAUUGCAUACGAUGCAAAAACUUAUCAAAGAGAGUUGGACGUAGAUACUGCCACCUUGAAAGUCAAAUACUCUGUAGGUGAAGUAGAAUUUACAAGAGAACAUUUUGCUUCAUACCCUGAUCAAGUUAUCGGGAUCAAGAUUUCCACAAGCAAAGCUGGUUCAUUAUCCUUCACUGCAUCUCUUGACAGCAAGCUACAUCAUCACACUUAUGCAAAGGGUCAAAAUCAGAUUAUCAUGGAAGGCCUUUGUCCUGGUCGAAGGAAACCACCGACACUUUUUGGUGAAAAUGAAGAUAAACCUGAAGGAAUAAAGUUUUCUGCAAUACUUGAUUUGCAAACUAGUGAUGGCGCAGGCUCAGUUACUGUUUUGGAUGAGAAGAAACUAAAGGUUGAGGGGUGUGACUGGGCUGUUUUGCUUUUGGCGGGAUCAUCUUCAUUUGAAAACCCAUUUACCAACCCUUCAGAUUCAAAGCGGGAACCUACUUCUGAGUGUUUGAAUACAUUAAAGUUGUUGAAGGGUUUUUCAUAUUCAGAGAUUUACAAUCGUCAUGUGGAUGAUUAUCAAAAGUUAUUUAAUCGUGUUUCACUUGAGCUUUCAAAUAGCUCUAAGAGUACUGAUGGACCAUCUGUGGACAUAUCAACUGCACAGAGGGUUAAGUCUUUCAAAACAGAUGAAGAUCCUUCUUUGAUCGAGCUUUUAUUUCAAUAUGGACGAUAUUUGUUAAUAUCGUGCUCACGGCCUGGAACUCAACCAGCUAACUUGCAGGGCAUUUGGAAUGAAAAAGUUGAACCAGCAUGGGAUGGUGCUCCUCACUUGAACAUCAAUCUUCAAAUGAACUAUUGGCCUUCACUUUCGUGCAACUUGCAAGAGUGCCAAGAGCCAUUAUUUGAUUACCUUUCAUCUCUAGCGAUCAAUGGAAGUAAAACUGCAAAAGUGAAUUAUGAUGUCAGUGGUUGGGUCACACAUCAAAUCUCUGAUCUUUGGGCCAAAACAUCCCCGGAUCAUGGUGAAGCCGUGUGGGCUCUAUGGCCGAUGGGUGGAGCUUGGCUUUGUACUCAUGUGUGGGAACAUUAUACAUAUACAAUGAACAAAGACUUUUUAUCAAAUAAAGCAUAUCCAUUGCUAGAAGGAUGUGCUUCAUUCCUUUUGGACUGGUUAAUUGAAGGCCAAGGAGGUUACCUUGAAACAAAUCCUUCAACGUCUCCCGAACAUAUGUUUAUUGCUCCCAAUGGUGAGCCGGCAAGUGUGAGCUACUCGACAACAAUGGACAUGGCGAUCAUUAAAGAAGUAUUUAAUGCCAUUGUUUCUGCUGCAGAGGUUUUGGGAAAAAGUUCGAGCGAUCUGAUUCAAAGAGUUCUUAAGGCUCAACCGCGGAUUCCCCCAACAAAGAUUGCUCGGGAUGGUUCCAUUCUUGAAUGGGCACAAGAUUUUAAAGAUCCAGAGGUGCAUCACCGUCAUGUUUCACACCUGUUUGGGCUUUACCCAGGGCACACGAUAACCGUCGAGAAAAAUCCAGAUCUUUGUAAAGCAGCAGAUUUCACUUUGGUUAAAAGAGGAGAGGAGGGUCCCGGAUGGUCAACUACAUGGAAAGCUGCUUUGUGGGCCCGACUUCACGAUAGUGAACAUGCAUACCGAAUGGUUAAACAUUUGUUUGACUUGGUUGACCCUGAUCAGGAAAGCAAUUUUGAAGGAGGAUUAUACAGUAAUCUGUUUACCGCACACCCUCCUUUCCAAAUUGAUGCGAACUUCGGAUUUUGUGCAGCAAUAGCUGAGAUGCUAGUCCAAAGCACUAUCAAGGACCUAUACUUGCUCCCUGCACUUCCUCGGGACAAAUGGUCAAAUGGCUCUAUCAAAGGACUGAAGGCUCGUGGGAAUGUAACAAUUAGUAUAUCAUGGAACGAAGGCGAUCUUCAUGAAUUUGGUCUCUGGGUUUCUAAGAACACCAAAUUAGAGAGCUCCAAGAAUCAAAUCUCUACAAAAAGAGUGCAUUACAAGGGAACCACCAUCACAGCUAAAAUGUCAUAUGGGCAAGUUUACACGUUCAACAAGCAGCUAAAAUGCAUAAAGACAACAUCUAUGCAUUCAUCACAUCUUUAGCUUCCCAGUUAACACAAGUUUUGUCAUGAAAUGCGAGGUUGUCUUCUUUUGUUUUGGCCCUGGUGGCCCGGUGAUAUAUACUAUAAGUGUUGUUUAUGUUGAUGAGGAUACUGUUACCUGCGAAAAUGAUGAAAUCCAUGAAGAGUUGUAUGAAAUAAUCUCAAAGCUCCAUAAUGAUUGUAUCUGGUUAAUGCGACAAAGGAGUUCAAAAUUUUAUUGAGUUUUUGUUUUGUGCAAA